Messenger RNA from Petromyzon marinus (sea lamprey), 5164 nucleotides. The record is from RefSeq and is a predicted model, not a curated record. Lineage: Eukaryota; Metazoa; Chordata; Hyperoartia; Petromyzontiformes; Petromyzontidae.
CCGCGCAGGCUGGGCGACGCGUUGGCGCUCGAGGGCGGCCUGCGCGCCUACUGGGACGGCCGCGACUGGCUCCGGGCGUUCCUGGCCGAUGCCGGCGCCCGGCAGGACGCGCUGGAGCUCCGCGGCGAGGGUCGCGACGCAACGCGGGAGGUGGCGGUGAGCACCCUGCACGUGCAGAAGACGCUGCUGGUGGAACUGGAGGAGAACGAGCACAAGCUGAGCGAAUGCGGGGAGCGGGCCAAGCAGUGCGUCGCUCACAUGAAGGCCUACGACGUCGCGGUGAAGAGCUACCGCACUGCGGUCGAGGUCCGCGUUGGUGCUCCAGCCAAGGUGCAGGACAUGGCUUCGUCGGUCGACGUCCUCACGGCAGAGGUGCAGGAGUUGAACUCGGAAUACACGGGGCUGAUGGGCCGAGCUCGUUCCAACCUGGAGGCCCUGGAGAGCCACCUGCUUCACCUGGAGACCUGCGAGAAGGACUCUGCGAGCGUCUCGCUGGCCAACGGCGAUGCGGAUGACCCCGACCGCCGCCGCAAGGAGGAGAUCUCGUUCCGGGGCCUGCGCGGCGGCGCCGUGACGCUGUGGCAGCUGGAGCGCGCCGGCGCCGUGGACCCCGACACCUCGCUGCGGCUCGCCCGUGGCUCCCUCUCCGUCGAGGACGUCUCCGGAGCCUUCGAGUGCUACCUGGACGGGCGCCGCAGCGUCGCCGGACUGCUCGUCGAGGCCACGGGCCAGAAGGUGUCCCCGUACGAGGCCUUCCGCCGCGGCCUGCUCAAGCCCGCCGCCGCCCUGGAGCUGCUCGAGGCCCAGGCCGCGACGGGCCUCCUCGUCGACCCGGCCGACGGCGGCGGCUUCACCGCGGAGGAGGCCGUGAGCCGCGGCCUGGUCGGCCGGGAGUUCGAGCGGCAGCUGCUGGAGGCCGAACGGGCCGUCACGGGAUACGUGGACCCGGCCACCGAGGAUAAGGUGUCGCUCUUCCGGGCGAUGCAGCAGGGGUUGAUCCCACGCGAGCAGGCCCUGCGUCUGCUCGAGGCCCAGCUGGCCACGGGCGGCGUCGUCGACCCGUGGGCGGGCCACCGGCUGCCCGUCGAGGCGGCCUACGAGCGAGGCCUCGUCGACGAGGAGACGGUCGGGCUGCUGUCGGGCGCGAGCGGCGACGGCGCCGGCGAUGCCGGGGCGGGCGGCUUCUCGGACCCCGGCACGGAGGAGAGGCUGCCGUACCGGCGGCUCGUGGAGCGCUGCGUCGCCGACCCGGACACGGGCCUGCGCGUGCUGCCGUUGCGCAAGAGGGGCGGCAAGAUCGCGCACGACAUGGUCAUCAGCAAGAUCGAGGAGGUGGAGAGGAUGAGCGCGGAGCAGGCACUGUGCAGCGCGGCGGCGCCGCUCGUCUCCGAGUCGACGCUCACGACCAGCGAGACGCGCUACGUCAAGGUCGAGACGGAGCUGUCCGACCUGCUCAAGGCCACGCCGCUGUCGGUGGGCGGCAGGGCGACGUCGCUCAAGGAGGUCUUUGAGAGCGAAGCGGUGGACGAGGAGACCAAGCGGCGGCUCAUGGAGGAGUUCAGGGCCGGCAAGAUCACCCUGGAGGAGCUGGCGGCGUUGAUGGCGGAGGCGGCAGAGGGGCGCGGGCGACAUGGUUACGCGGGGAGGGAGUUCAAGUUCAGCGGCCUGCGACGGGAGCUGUCGCUUGACGAACUCGCCAAGAGCGGCAUCAUCGACGGCGAGACGGCCAGCCAGCUGAUGGACGGGUCGCGCAGCGUCGAGGAGGUGAGCAACUCCAUCAGCUCGUACCUGACUGGCACGGGCUGCGUGGCGGGCAUCUUCCUGGAGUCGACGGGCGAGACGCUCUCCGUGUACGCGGCGAUGCGCCGCGGCCUCGUCCGGCCCGGCACGGCCCUCGAGCUGCUGGAGGCACAGGCGGCCACUGGCUUCGUCGUGGACCCCGUGCUCAACGCCAAGCUCACCGUGGACGAGGCGGUCGUGGCCGGCCUCGUCGGCGACGAGUUCCACGACAAGCUGCUGUCGGCCGAGCGGGCCGUCACCGGCUACCUGGACCCGUACGCCGGCCGGCUGAUCUCGCUCUUCCAGGCGAUGAAGAAGAACCUGGUGGUGCGCGACCACGGCGUGCGACUCCUGGAGGCGCAGAUCGCCACCGGCGGCGUCAUCGACCCGCAGGCGAGCCACCGGCUGCCCCUGAAGGUGGCCUACGAGCGAGGCCUCAUCGACGAGAAGACCAACGCCGUGCUGCUCGACCCGCUGCAGGUCACCAAGGGCUUCUUCGACCCCAACACGGAGGAGAACCUGACCUACGCAGCGCUGCUGGCGCGCUGCUCGCCGGACGCGCGCACGGGUCUCGCGCUGCUCGCGCUGCACGAGCGGAGGGCGCCGCGCCAGCGCAAGACGUCGUCGACGUCGAGCGUGCGCCAGCGCCGCGUGCUGGUCGUCGACCCGGACACGGGCAAGCGGGUGACGGUGUACGAGGCGUACUCGCGCGGGGUCAUCGACCAGGCCAUGUACCUCAAGUUCUCCAAGCAGGAGUGCGAGUGGGAGGAGAUCAACGUGACGGCGGACGACGACGGAGGCGCCACCUCCUCCACGCUGGUGGACAAGCGCUCGGGCCGGCGCUUCUGCCUGGACGACGCCCUGGUCGCCGGCGUCGUCGACGACGCCGUCCUCCGGCGCUACCGCUCGGGCGAGAUGUCCAUCUUCGAGCUGGGAGACCGGCUCAGCGCCAGCGGGCUCGCCGCCGGCGAAGGCGCCGCAUCGCCCAGCCAGCCGCCGUCGCCGGCCCUCGACGACGCCGCCGGCGCCGACCCGGCGUGGAGCGACCCCACGGAGGAGACGGCGCCCAUCGCCGGCGUCCUCGACGGGAACACGGGCGAGGUGCUCGCCGUCAGCGAGGCCGCACGGCGCCGGCUGCUCGACGGCGCCACGGCGCUCGCGCUGCUCGAGGCGCAGGCCUGCACGGGCGGCGUCCUGGACCCGGCCACGGGCGAGCGCCACUCGGUCGCGCGGGCCGCCGCGCUCGGCCUCGUCGAGAAGUUCACCGCGGAGAAGCUGUCGCUGGCCGAGAAGGCGUUUGCCGGCUUCGAGGAGCCCGGCACGGGGCGGCUCUUCUCGACGGCGCUCGCGAUGCGCCGCGGCUGGCUCUUCCCCGAGGCGGCGCGGCGACUGCUCGAGGUGCAGUACCUGACGGGCGGGCUGGUGCGGCCCGGGGCCACCGGGCGGGCGAGCGUGACGGAGGCGCUGGCGAGCGGCGAGCUGGACGACGCGGCGGCGCGGAGGCUGCGCGACGCCGGCGCCCACGCGCGCGUGCUCCUCUGCCCCAAGACGCGGGCGCGCGUCACCUACGCGGAGGCGCUGGCGCGGGCCGUGCGCGACCCGACCACCGGCCUGCGCUUGCUGGAGGCGGCCGGGCAGGGAGCCAGGGCCGGCCUGGUCACCGGCGGCGUCACUGUCCGGAGCGCCGUCACCUCCUCCUCUUCCUUUCAGUCGUUCAGUCGCUCUUCGCAGCCGGUGGCGGGCGGGCGCAGAUAGAGCUGGCGCCCGGUUGGCGUGUUAAGAGAGAGUCGCGGCUCGGGUCACAGUUCACGUAGUCGCUUAAAAUUGGGGGGGGGGGGGGGGGUUCGACGGCGAAUGAGAGCCCGGAUGUGAAUUGUGACUCUCGAGGCCGCAGAAACGUUCCACGCGUGUGCAUCGGGGCUAGUUUGGGUGAGUCGGAUCAGCGGGCUUUGUACCGGCCGUGUCAGACGACGCGCUCAGACGGCCCCGGUGAGAUUCCGGUUUGUGAGUCGGUGUUUUUUUUUUCGGCUGUCUGCAAGUUAAACCGCCCUCGUUUGGUCUGACGCUCCUCAGCCAGGCCGGCGACGGCAGAGCAAAGCCUUUUGCGUUAGGUUUGGGUCGUGCUAGCUUUGGGUUAUCGAUCUCAGACGUGUUCCAGGUUGAGAGAAUCGAGCAGCUCCCAUAGAUCGGCUCGAGAGAUUUAUUUUUUUAACAUCGCUUCGCAUUGGGCAGAUGCUUGAGUGCGCCGCCUUCGGGCGUGGGUAACGAAAGCUAGCGAAGAGAUCUCUGAAGUAGUUCCGUAGAGUCGCCUUCCAGCGCCAAGUUCGUGCAUUGCUAGCUGCCAGAGUUCCCACCGCCCCCACCACGCCCCCCCCUCCCCCCACACUAAUUUCUGGUCGCGUCUCGCGGAAAAAGCUAGGUCGGUCAGUCCCACAAAAUAGGAAACUUCACGGACACUUCAACAAGUUUCCGUGAAGGAAACUUAAAAAAAGUCAAGAUGGCCCGGGAAGGUACGGCGCCUCCGAUUGGCUUGAUUUUAACACGCCCACCCACACAACAACGACACGGCCAAUCAGCUCCUCCUCCUCGGACCGUCAGCUUCUGUUCUGACCAUGCGCCCCUGGGCUGCUCACAAGUCGUACAAGCAGUCUGGAGCGCUCCACACAUUUAAACGCACGCCCCGAUGAUGAUUAUGCAACGCUCGCAAGCGUCACAAGGGUCGCUCACGGUCACAACUUGUCAUUGUAGUUCUCGUUCAUCGUAAAGGGAAUGACGAUCGAUCGCUGAACGUUUUGUGAAGCGGUCGGAGCAACUUCAGGCAUCUCCUGGGGCUGGCGCGCGUUCGCCUCUAAACCAGCAGCGGAGGAGAGGGUCGGUGGAUCGCACAGAUGCCGUGAAACUCCAUUCCGUAGGGCAACGAGGAGGUGCCGUGCCCUGGCACGCCAUCUGUGUGCGGGAGAAAGUGUUACCUGCUCCGCACGCGUGGAUUUUCUCACCGGCGCUCCGGUUUCUUCCCACUUUUACAAACACUCAUCGUCAUUAUGGCUGAGCACAUCUUAAAAAGAAUAAUAAUGAUAACAGGAUGCUCCUGAAAGAGAGGAUCCUUGUUUGCUCGGCGUGGCUUUCCUGCAUUAAAAACUAUAUACGUAACAAUGAUUGUGAUUACGACUACAGUUGAUAUAUCUGCGCAGAUAGCUCUGGGUUUAUUUCGACAGUGGCGGAAUACUGCGGCGGCGUGGGACUGCGGCGGCGAUCGUUUUGCCGUUGCCGCGGCACGAGAUUUUUAAAAAAACUAAAACGAUUUUUUAAAAUAUUUUAUCUUACCAGGUAAGGCCCCCCCCCACCCCCCUCUUGAGCUGCUCCGUAGCUCUUUUUCAGAAGCGAC